Molecule: messenger RNA, 6087 nt
Organism: Anoplopoma fimbria (sablefish)
Lineage: Eukaryota; Metazoa; Chordata; Actinopteri; Perciformes; Anoplopomatidae
Gene: grid2ipa
Product: glutamate receptor, ionotropic, delta 2 (Grid2) interacting protein, a
Exons: 24
Coding region: 1-6087 (2028 amino acids)
Biological process (GO): regulation of DNA-templated transcription
Molecular function (GO): protein binding
Source: RefSeq, a predicted model, not a curated record
AUGAGGCGUUUCCUGAGCAGAAAGGGCCGCUUCUCCCUGCGCCAGAGCAAGUCUGGAACCCGGAGUGCCUCCAAAGAUUUCUAUUAUGAUCCACAGCUCCAUGUCAGUGAUUUCCCAAUCUAUUUUAGAGAACUCGGCCUCCCAGCCACCAAUCAGAACUGGCCUGAGGCGUUUGGCUUCCGACUGGGUGGCACUGGGCCCAGCUACAUCCUGUCCGUGGUGGAGGGCAGUAGUGCCUACCUGGCUGGGCUGCAGCCCGGAGACCAGGUGGUGGACAUCGAGGGCCAGGAUGUGACCAACCUCAGCACACCAGCACUGGUCGCUCUGGCUCAGACCCUCAAGACGGUACCACCCAGCAUCGGAGUGGUGUCCCGUCUCGAGCAGAUUGACAUCAGUCCCGGCCCGGAUGGCCGUUUUGGCUUCACCAUCGUUGGCGACAGCCCUCUGAUGGUAGAGGACUGCAUGCCCAGCGGUCCGGCUGGACGCAAUGGCCUCAAGGCUGGGGACUACGUCAUGGAGGUCAACGGCAUCCCAGUGAAGCAUCACGAAACUGCAGCAGCCAUGAUCAAAGCGGCUCAGGGUCGGCCUCUGCGUCUGGGCGUGCUCAGUAUGGCCCGGCGGCCCAAGCGACUGAGCAGCAGCAUGAGGGUGUUGUCGCAGAGCGGUGACAGCAUCAGGGAGAGUCGUGCCCACAAGGCCAUGGAGUUCAAUAAGAAAGUGGAGGAAGUGCUAGGAGAGGAGCCAGAUGUGAAGGAGCAGCUGUUUGAGGUGCUCAAGCAGUACGCUGCAGAGAGGGAUGUGGAGAGUCUGGCUGAUGCGCUGCCCGACAUCUUGAUCACAGAGGAGCACCAGCAGCUGAUCGACAGUGUGAGGAUCUUCAUUCCCAAGAAGCACCGGGAGCGUUUUGACGAGGUGGUUUCCCAGAGCCUUUUGAGCCGGAUCAAAGGGCGGAGCUUCAGUGACCCAAGCCGCAACCACCUUCGCCGCAGCCGGAGUGAGGAUCACCCCGAACGCCUUCUGGUGUCCACCCGAGCCAGUUCAGUGCCACGCACCCACGCAGAGGAAGGCGUGGUCCCCCCCGCCCGCGGCAUGCGCAAGACCACCUCACUCAUAGCUGGUCACUCCACUCAUAUUUCUGUCUUUAGGACAGUGAGAGUGUGUAAGGGUAACACCAGUUUUGGCUUCACUCUAAGAGGCCAUGCUCCAGUGUGGAUUGACUCUGUCAUCCCUGGAAGCCCAGCAGACAAGGCAGGUCUAAAACCAGGAGACCGCAUCCUGUUUCUCAAUGGACUGGACAUGAGGACCUCCUCCCAUGAGAAGGUGGUGUCCAUGCUCCAGGGCAGCGGUGCCAUGCCCACUCUGGUAGUGGAGGAUGGUCCCCCUACUUUCACCCUGGUAGAGCAGGACCUGGCCGGGGGCAGCAUCCCCACAGAGCGUGCCCGCUCCCCUGUGCUCAGCUCGCUGCAGUGGGUGGCAGAGAUUCUUCCGCCCAGUAUCCGGGUUCAGGGCCGCACAUUCGGACAGCAGCUGGAGCACCUGCUGACCAUCCAGGAGAGGUACACCAUUUGCAAGGCUCUGGAGAACUUCUUCCAGCACAGGAAUGUUGACACUCUGAUCGUGGAUGUGUUCCCGGUGCUGGAUACUCCCGCCAAACAAGUGAUCUGGCAGUUUGUGUACCAGCUGCUGACGUAUGAGGAGCAGGAGCACUGCCAGAGCAAGAUCUCACGCUUUCUUGGAUACAAAGCACCAGUUACACCUCCACCACCACCACCACCUCCUCCCCCACCUCUGGAGCCCGAGGUCGCCCCCGAGCCCCAUCGACGUAGCAGCUCCAUGAGGGUGACAGGGACCACGUACAGGAGCAGUGUGAGGGGACGUAGCUCUGAUGACCUGGUCAUUGGCACACACUUGGGCAUGGGCUUCCGUGUAGAGCAAGUGCUGGAGACAAGUAUGAGGUUGGCUCCAGGAGAGAGACAGUCAGGAGAUGGUACUUCCCUUCCUGAGACACCCAACAACCUCACCAAUCUGUCAGCAGUGUACGCUGAACUGGAGAACAUGUAUUCAAGCAAGAGGUCCAAGUCUCUGAAGAGUCGUCCUCCUCCCGCCCCCGAGAGCUUACUGGAUCUGGAGGCUCCCUCGCGUUCAGCCUCCCCUUCAAUACACGCUAACACAGGUAGCUUGAAGUCAGGUACCCGUAAAGACCUCCAACCCCCUACAUCCUGGCCCGAGCCUCUCCCCAGCCCUCCUCAAUCCCAGUUUUAUUCAUCAGGACUGACGAGCCAGACCAGUGCGGAGUCCAACCCCUACAUCAGCCUGGACAGCCCUCCUCCAUCACCUCCAGACCCCCCUGACUACCCAUGUACCCCCCCCGGGUACCGCAACAACAAGCGGCGUUACACGUUCUCCAAACCACCUCGCUCAGAAGACACAGAUCGCUUUCUGGAUGCACUGAGCGAGCAGCUGGGACAGAGGGUGGCCAUCAUUGAUGACUUCCUGACUCCGGAGAAUGACUAUGAGGAGGAGGUUGUGCAGAUUGGCUUCCCUGAUGAGGAGGAUGAGGAUAAUGAAGAGGAUUUGGGUGUGGACGAAGAUGAAAAUGGAGGGUUUGUGGCCCCAGAGCUCAGCAGUCCCAGUGAUGUUCAAAGCAGCAGUGGAGAAGAGAAUGCCUCCUCCCUCACCUACUCUUCCUCCUCCGACCACAUCCCUCCACCCCCGAUGACCCCUCCGCCACCCCCGCCUGUUCAGUUCAAUGACCCGCCUCCUCCACCUCCAGCACCUGCACACACUCAGUCUCAGUCUCAGCACCAGCAACAGCAGCAACAGCUUAGCUACACCCCCGAACACUCCCCAAGAGCUUAUGUGCCCAUCCGCCGCAAAUCUGGCCCCCCUCCUCCACCUCCGCCCCGCAAUAAUCCACCACAUAAACGGCUCUCCUUACAUAAAGUGCUGCCGACAAGAGAUGACCUUCAGGUCCAUGCUACCAUACAAGAGCUAAAAGCCUUCCAAGAGCAACAAGUCUACCAGGGAAGGCAAGCCUUCGAGGAGCAACAACAAGCAUACAAGGAGAGGCAGGCGUAUGAGGAGCAGAAAGCCUACGAAGAACAACAACUGUUCCAAGAGCAGCAGGCUUUGCAGGAACAACAGGCCUUUCAGGAGAAAAUGUUCAAGGAGAGACAGGCUUACGAAGAGCAGAAGGCAUUUGAAGAGCAACAAAUGUACCAGGAGCAACAAGCCUACCAAGAAAGACACGCAUAUGAACAGCGCCAAGUUUACCAAGAACAAAAAGCGUUCGAACAGCGUCAAGCCUACAAGGAGCAAAAAGCACUUGAGGAGCUACAGGCCUACCAGGAGCAAAAAGCUUAUGAAGAGCGUAAAGCAUAUGAGGAGCGUCAGGCCUUCGAGGAGCGACAAGCAUUUCAAGAGCAACAGAUUUACCAGAGCCACCAUUCGAUGCCUAACCAGCCAACACAGCAGAAAGCCCACUCACCACUGCCUCCCCAUCAACUCCACCAGUCCUUACCCCCACUCCCAUCUCCAGACUCCUCCCAUCAGCACGCUAAUCAUCCGCUGUAUAUGAUGCGCCAAGCACAGCAGCAACAGGCCCACCAGAUUCAUCACCACCGACGUCAGUCCCGUUCAGCCCCGCCUCCACACCAGGCAUCGCCCCAACCAACAGCCCACCCAAGCCAACAAGGUCAAUACGCUGAGGGCAUCUACCAAAGCCAUCAGGGGAUUAGACCUCAGGCCCACCAUUCCUCCGUGGAGAUGCUCCACCAGAUGCACCAAGCCCCAGCCCAUCACGCUUCUACCGAGCUGCUCCAUCAGUUGCAACAAUCCCAGGCCCACCAUUCAUCUGCUGAGAUGCUCCAGAUGCAACAAGCCCAUGCGCACUUCUCGUCAUCAGAAAUGCUCCACCAAAUGCACAAAACCAAGCCCCAUCAUUCCUCAACAGAGGUUCUGCAACAAGGUCACCAGAUGCAGCAAAUGGAGCCCCACCACUCCUCGACCGAACUUCUCCAUCAAGCGCACCAGAUGCAUCGGGGACAACCACUCCAUUCAUCCACUGAGCUACUCCAUCAAAUGCACAAACCCCAAGCCCACCACUCCUCCACAGAGCUGCUCCAUCAAGCCCACCACUCCUCCACAGAGCUGCUCCAGCAAGCCCACCACUCCUCCACAGAGCUGCUCCAGCAAGCCCACCAGAUGCACCAAACCAAGCCCCACCACUCCUCCACAGAGCUUCUGCAUGAAGCCCAGCAGGAGCCUGCAUCCCUCCCUUUUCAGCUGAACCGGGACAGCCACUCCCAUCAGAGUCGGAAAAGUCUUAAAGGUCAUCAUCAGAACCAAGUGUCACCGCAAGCGAGACACCAAGAACAGCAGAUCCUCCAAACCCAUCACCCCCAGCCAACCAAACCCUCUCCCCAAAGACCCCACUCUAUCCAGCAGACCCACCACCACUCCAGCUCACCUCAGAUCCACCACAUCCACCAUAUGACCCCACAGCCCCCUCCACAGGACUACCAGCACCAGAUCCAAGUAAUCCACCCUCCCCAGCAGCCCCACAGGCCUCAGCCUCUUCUUUCCACCUUCCAGCCGCUCCAGCCGCACCAGUCCACCCUCUCCUCUUUCCAGCCUCUGCCCCAACACCACCAAUCGCAGCACCAAGUCCAACCCUCCAUCCAAGCCACCCGCUCGCAGUCCCAGCCCUCACAUCACCUCCUGCAGCAGCAACACCAGCCCCAAACCCAGUCCCACCACAAGCAAUCCCAUGGCCAAAGUCAGCCCCAGUCUCUCCCGCACUCACUAUCUGACCCUUCAGAGCACCUGGAGCCCCCUCCUCCUCCACCCUUGCCCCCACCCUGCUCCCCUCCACCCUUGCCCAGACCUUUGCUCUCCAGGAUGGACUCCAACCACAUGAGUGUGAAGAGGUUGCGCUGGGAGCAGGUGGAAAACUCAGAAGGGACUAUCUGGGGACAGUUGGGAGCAAAUUCUGACUAUGAAAAACUGCAUGACAUGGUGAAGUAUCUGGAUCUGGAGCUGCACUUUGGGACACAGAAGAGCUCCUUGCUUGCACCAGAGCCAUCCCAGCCAGAAACCUUCAAAAAGAAAGAUGUGAUUGAAAUCCUUUCGCAUAAGAAGGCCUACAAUGCCUCCAUCCUGAUAGCCCACUUAAAGCUGUCUCCCGGUGAGCUGCGUCAGAUGCUGAUGAACAUGGUCACUGAUAGGCUGGAGCCAUCUCACAUUAAACAGCUGCUGCUGUACGCCCCUGAUGCAGAAGAGGUCAAAAAGUAUGAAGCUUACAGACAGGACCCCAGCAAACUCAGUGAGCCAGACCAGUUUGUGUUGCAGAUGCUAUCAGUACCCGAGUACAAGACCCGCCUGCAGUGCCUACUCUUCAAGUGCUCUCUACAGGAGAAGACGGAGGAGUUGAGGGGAGCGUUCGAUUGUCUCUACAAGGCUUCAAUGGAGCUGAAGACGAGCAAGAAGCUUGCUAAGAUUUUAGAGUUUGUGUUGGCAAUGGGGAACUACCUGAAUAACAGCCAGCCUAAAACCAACAAGACUACAGGCUUUAAGAUCAACUUCCUUACAGAGUUGAGCACAACUAAAACAGUGGAUGGAAAGUCGACAUUUCUACAUAUUCUGGUCAAGUCGUUAUGUCACCACUUCCCUGAUGUGUUAGAUUUUUCCAAAGAUUUAACUAUGGUUCCUCUUGCAGUCAAAGUGAACCUGAGGACUAUCACAUCAGAUCUGAAUGACCUUCAUACAACCAUCCAGGACAUCCGCUCAGCUUGUCAGAAGAUGCCGGCGACUGCUGAGGACCGCUUUGCUGUCGUCAUGAGUAAUUUUCUCGAAAACAGUCAUCCAGCAGUCCAGUCUCUGGAGUCCCUUCAACAGAGAGCUAUGGAGGAAUUCAGCAAAACUGCCUCUUACUUUGGAGAAGACAGCAAAACCACAAACACAGAGGCCUUCUUUGGUAUCUUUGCUGAGUUCAUGAACAAAUUUGAGAGAGCUCUUAGUGAUCAGCAAGCUGCAGAAAAUCAGAAGAGCCCCAGAAGUCCAUGCAUGGCCUCCCCACUGGCCUGGUAA